UCCUUUUCCUUAUCACGUUUGCUCAUUUCUUCUAUCACGCCUUUUGUUUAACCCAUUUGUCACCAAUUUUGCUCAUCCCUGACAGACCCAACUGGGCAGGAAGGCGUCUGACAAAUCAGGGACAGAGUGUGUGCAGUCAUGGCAACAUCCCUGGACACACUCAGCCUCUCCCAGAUGCUGGAUCUCGCCAUUGGGACACCCCAGAAGGGGGCCAUUCAGUUUGCAGCCAUGAGAAAACUGCUGCAGGCUGUGCUGGAGCACCUGGACGUGCAGUACCUGACCAGCCAGGAGCCGUGGCCAGGCCAGCUGAGUGGCCCCUCACUUGCUGAUGUGGCUGCUGAAGUGAAAGAAUUUAAGAAGGAGAUGAAAGAGUAUAAGAAACACACGUCCAAGGUUCUUAGUGAGGAGAUUGGUGGGAUAAAGGCAGAAAAUUCCCGCAUAGCAGAGAACCUGAAGAAGUUCCAGGAGACACAGACCCUGGUGGUUUCCGAGCAUCUCGAGGAGAUUGAAAAGUUAAAGGCUGGCCAGCGGCAUUUGUCAGGGGAACUGAACAAGGUCCAGAUGUCACGGAACCAGGACAUGACUCUCAUCCAGGAUCUGCGUGAGGAGGUUGACAAGAUAAAGACAACACAGCUCCUCAUGGAAGGAGACAUAAAGAAGCUUAAGGAGUCUCUUGCCUUAAUGAAGAAGCUGGAGGAAGACCUUAAAAAGCUGAGGAAGGAUACAGCCAAGUGGAAAGAAGAGAGCAGCAAGGAGAUCUCUCAGCAAAUUGAGGCUUUGCGGCAGGAGACAAGGCGUGAGCUGCAGAAGAUGGGAGAGCAGCAGGAGAGGAGGAAUGCCAUGCUGGAGCAGAUGCUGAAUGAGACAGCCGACCAGCUGAAUGAGCAGGAUCAGGAGCUGAGACAGCAAAUGGAAGCCAAGUUUUUGCAGAUCCAAAAAGACUAUGAGAAACUCAACCUUGCCUCAGGGAUGCUCCAGAAGGACUCUCAACAAAAGCAGAAGGAUAUCACGAUGCUGUUCCAGUCUCUGGAGAAGCUGCAGAAGGAGAAGGCAGAUCAGCAGGACAUGCUGGCAGCAAUGGACAUGAAGGCGGACAAAGCUGCCUUGGGCAGCAAAGUCAAUUGCAGCCAAUUUGAAGAGAACAUGGAGGAGCUGGAUGAGAGGAUGGAGGAGUUGCAGAGCCAGAUUUCAGGCCAGGAGCAGCACUGGAAUAAGAUGCAGCAGCAGAUCAGUGAUGCAAUGGAAGAGAAGCUGGAUCGCCUGGAGCUGAAGACGUUCCGCAAACACCUGGAGGACUCCUGGAACAGGAACAUGGAAGAGCUCGAGAAUAGGCUGUCGCGUGAAAAUGCUGCUGGGUAUAAGAAGCAGCUGCCAGUGCCUUUCACGUGCCUGUCCUGUGACCGCAUGCUCACCGUGCAGGUUCCUGGCCAGUCAUCCGAGACACUGCCUUAUUUGCAGCCAAUGCCCCCCAGCAAGGAGCCACAGCACAGCCAAAGGAGGCAGUUGGUCAAUGGCAGGGUCCCCCGUGUGCCGCAGAGCUCUGGGGACCAUCAGAGCCGCAGCUCCACCAUGCAGAACAUCAAGGCUUCUCCAUAUACAAGUGCAGAGCUGCAGCGUUUCCUGGUACUCCACAACAAGCCCAGUGUGACCCUGCUGCAGCCCAGUGACGGACACAUCUCCAGGAGCCGUAAUGACCAGCAUCGUAUGGCAAUCAGGACAGAGGACGCAUCAGGCCCUGCCGCCUCACGAGAGCACCAGCCACGAACAGCUCCCCGACAGGUCUCACGGGCCCCAGGGCUCGACCAGCCUCUCCAGUCCUGCCGGACAUCAACAGCCCCCAGCCACAUGGACAGGACUCAUCACCCAGUCCUCGACCUGGGACAUCUUGUCCGAAGCGAGAAACGCCUGUAA
Molecule: messenger RNA, 1911 nt
Organism: Passer domesticus (house sparrow)
Lineage: Eukaryota; Metazoa; Chordata; Aves; Passeriformes; Passeridae
Product: glutamine-rich protein 2-like
Exons: 15
Coding region: 139-1911 (590 amino acids)
Source: RefSeq, a predicted model, not a curated record